Molecule: messenger RNA, 1911 nt
Organism: Phodopus roborovskii (desert hamster)
Lineage: Eukaryota; Metazoa; Chordata; Mammalia; Rodentia; Cricetidae
Gene: Slc60a1
Product: major facilitator superfamily domain containing 4A
Exons: 10
Coding region: 351-1892 (513 amino acids)
Biological process (GO): transmembrane transport
Source: RefSeq, a predicted model, not a curated record
CACAGGCAGACCCUCCAAGUCCACCUGCAGCAUCCGCAGGAUCAAGUGAUGAGGAUUCUGGUCGCCAAGAGGAAAGGCUGUCGUGUGUGGCUCGCGCCGAGCGUUUGGCGCAAGCCGGAGGGUCGUGCUGGCGGGUGGGCUCCAGCCGUAGGCCCCGGGGGACCCAGGGCGAGGCGGGGCGCUCCCCGCGGCGGGACACGUGCGUCCACGGCGCCCCCGACCGCCAGGCGUCCCCGCGCUGGCCGAGGGCGGGGCAGCCGCGCGGCGCUCCCCUCCUCUCCUCCUCCAGCCCGGCCUCCGGUCGACCGCCGCACUCGGCCCUGGGCUCGCUGCGAGCUGCCGGCCGAGCCAUGGGCUGCGACGGCCGGGUGUCGGGGCUGCUCCGCCGCAACCUGCAGCCCACGCUCACCUACUGGAGCGUCUUCUUCAGCUUCGGCCUGUGCAUCGCCUUCCUGGGGCCCACCCUGCUGGACCUGCGCUGCCAAACGCACAGCUCGCUGCCCCAGAUCUCCUGGGUCUUCUUCUCGCAGCAGCUCUGCCUCCUGCUGGGCAGCGCCCUCGGGGGCGUCUUCAAGAGGACCCUGGCCCAAUCGUUAUGGGCCCUCUUCACCUCUACCCUGGCCAUCUCCCUGGUAUUCGCUGUCAUCCCCUUCUGCCACGAUGUGAAAGUACUGGCCUCGGUCAUAGCGCUGGCGGGCCUCGCCAUGGGCUGCAUCGACACCGUGGCCAACAUGCAGCUGGUGAGGAUAUACCAGAAGGACUCGGCCUUCUUCCUUCAGGUCCUCCAUUUCUUCGUCGGCUUUGGUGCUCUGCUGAGCCCCCUGAUUGCCGAUCCCUUCCUGUCAGAGGCCAACUGCUUUCCUGCUAAUAGCACAGCCAAUGCCACCUCCAGAAGACACCUGUUCCAUGCGUCCCGGGUCCUGGGCCAACAUCAUGCAGCAACCCAGCCAUGGUCAAACCAGACGCUCCCCAGGCCAUCCCCAAAGGAUUCGACAGAGAACCACGUAUCCUAUGCCUUCUGGAUCAUGGCUCUCAUUAAUCUCCCGGUGCCCCUGGCUGUUCUGUUACUGCUGUCCAAGGAGCGGCUGCUGACCUGCCCCCAGCGGAACCCACUGCUCCUGUCUGCAGACGAGCUUGCCCUGGAGACCCGGCCGGCUGAGAAGGAAGACACCCCCUCGCUGGCCCCCAAGUUUCAGCCACACCCAGGGCAGGAGGACCUGUUCGGCUGCUGUCAGAGGAAGAACUUCCGGGGAGUCCCGUACUCCUUCUUUGCUAUCCACAUCACAGCCGCUCUGGUCCUGUUCAUGACAGACGGGAUGAUGGGUGCUUACUCCGCCUUUGUGUACAGCUAUGCUGUGGAGAAGCCAUUGUCUGUCGGACACAAGAUGGCUGGUUACCUCCCCAGCCUCUUUUGGGGCUUCAUCACCCUGGGUCGGCUCAUCUCCAUCCCUGUGUCCUCCAGAAUGAGGCCAGCCACCAUGGUGUUCAUCAAUGUGGUGGGAGUGGUGGUGACAUUCCUGCUGCUUCUUAUUUUCUCCUACAACGUCAUCUUCCUGUUCGUGGGGACCGCAAGCCUGGGGCUGUUCCUGAGUAGCACCUUCCCCAGCAUGCUGGCCUACACUGAGGACAUCCUCCAAUACAAAGGCUGUGCAACUACAGUGCUGGUGACUGGGGCAGGAAUUGGCGAGAUGGUCCUGCAGAUGCUGGUUGGUUUGAUCUUCCAGGCCCAGGGCAGUUACAGUUUCCUGGUCUGUGGUGUGAUCUUUGGCUGCCUGGCUUUUAUCUUCUACAUCUUGCUCCUGUUUUCCCACAGGAUACACCCUGAACUCUCAUCAGUUCUUACCCAAGACAAACCCCUUGGUAUGGAGAACUCUGAGAGCUACCAGAGGUGAAGACCUCAGCCUCCUGAGC